AUGGCUCUGCCUCUGAGAUUCUUGAGCCGGGGCUUGGCCAGCGCAGCCAAAGGAGACCAUGGAGGAGCAGGAGCUGGCACCUGGCGCCUGCUGACCUUCGUGCUGGCGCUCCCUGGAGUGGCCCUGUGCACACUCAACUGCUGGCUGCACGCAGGCCACCGUGAGCGUCCCGAGUUCAUCCCCUAUCACCACCUCCGCAUCCGCACUAAGCCCUACUCCUGGGGGGACGGCAACCACACGCUCUUCCACAAUCCCCAUGUCAACCCUUUGCCCACUGGCUAUGAGCACCGCUGA
Jaculus jaculus (lesser Egyptian jerboa) is the source of this 294-nucleotide messenger RNA. Its product is annotated as cytochrome c oxidase subunit 6A2, mitochondrial. Gene Ontology annotation, biological process: mitochondrial electron transport, cytochrome c to oxygen. The coding region runs from base 1 to 294 and encodes 97 amino acids. The record is from RefSeq and is a predicted model, not a curated record. Gene Ontology annotation, cellular component: mitochondrial inner membrane. NCBI's taxonomy places the organism in Eukaryota, Metazoa, Chordata, Mammalia, Rodentia, Dipodidae. Gene Ontology annotation, molecular function: enzyme regulator activity. The transcript has 3 exons.